This is a messenger RNA of Plectropomus leopardus (leopard coralgrouper), 4319 nucleotides long. The record is from RefSeq and is a predicted model, not a curated record. NCBI's taxonomy places the organism in Eukaryota, Metazoa, Chordata, Actinopteri, Perciformes, Serranidae.
CUGCUACUGUGCACCGUAAUAACAGCUAACGUCCUCCGGCGGACAUCGAGUGGACUUUAUGGAUCUAUAAUCGCAUUUUUGACGGGCGGAUACCGGUGAGCGCUCCGAGGAUUUAACGCUAAACGAGAGGAAACGAACUUUUUAACAGAUUGAACUGGGACGCUUUCCCCCUUAAAGCGGGGAACUGGAUUAAGCUUCUUCAUGCAACUUUUUUGGAAAGAAACCAAGAGCAUCUCACCGGGGAAUAGCAAAAAAAUCAGCAGCGUACCUCUUCUUUAGUAAUCUUCUUGUGUGUGCCACUGCCCCGCCGUUGCAGGUGACAUCGCGCUCUCUCUGGUAACUGCAGGUGUCGCCUUCUCUCUCGGUCCCUCCGGGGAAAUGUACCAAGGCUUCCCCGGCGACCCAGACAGCGGAUCCCGAGGAAGCUCCUCUCCAUCUCUAGAGUCUCAGUACCUUUCCUCCGUGGACUCCUUCGGGAGCCCGCCGACCACCAGUGCCCCGCAGGAGUGUGUGUCAGCGGGAGCUGGAUUGAGCAUUGUAGGCAGUGGGCCAGGGGCCAGCGUCGGAGGGGAGAUGCCCGGUUCAUUCGUGCCCACCGUCACCGCCAUCACCACGAGUCAGGAUCUGCAGUGGAUGGUUCAGCCGACCCUUGUCUCCUCCCAGGCCUCUGGACAGUGUGGUACCACUGGUACCACGACCAUGACCCAGCCAGUGUCACUGGUUGACCCAUAUGACAUGCCAGGCCCCAGUUAUUCCUCAGGGUCUGCCUUCACCCCUCCAAGUUCGGACACUCCUGGCCCAGCUCCGGGCCCCAUCCGCCAGUCCAGAACCCGUAGCCGCCGUACACGAGACGAGUCUCUGACACCUGAGGAGGAGGAGAAAAGGCGUGUCCGGCGAGAGAGGAACAAGUUGGCUGCCGCCAAAUGUAGAAACCGCCGACGAGAACUCACAGACAGACUGCAGUCGGAGACGGACAUCCUGGAGGAGGAGAAGGCAGAGCUGGAGGCUGAGAUCUCUGAGCUGCAGAAGGAGAAAGAGCGUCUGGAGUUUGUCCUGGUAGCCCAUCAACCGAAUUGUAAGAUCCCGUACCAGGACCAAUCUCAGCACAGCUCGGCGCUGCUCCCUCCAGUCCAGCCCCAGCCCCAGCUCCCUCCCCAGACCUUACAGCCUCCUGUCUCCAUUGUGGGCCUGGCUGUGAAGGAGGACUCUUUCUAUCUGCCUCCUGCCUACACAGCCCAUCCGUCCUCCACACAGUCCCAGCCUCCGGUGCAGCAGCAAGUCCAGCAGCCGCCUCAGCCAGGGAUAAUGCAGGAGGUAGAGUUUUCUAGUUCUUUCUAUGGCUCAAGUGAGCCGGCACCAGGCGGGCCGUGCCUCAUGGCCAGCGACAGUGGUGGUGGUGGUGGUAACCAUGACGAUGCGGCCAUUGGCAGCUACAACACCUCAUACACAUCUUCAUUUGUGUUCACCUACCCAGAGGGAGCCUGCGGGGUCAGUGCCAACCAGCGGAACAGCAGUAGCGAGCAGUCAUCUGAUUCCCUGAACUCGCCUUCUCUGCUGGCGCUCUGACUGACCGACAGACACACGCGCACACAUAUCAACAAGCACAUACAUAAUGCUUGCUGGAAGUAGAGGCUGAGGCAAGUACACGCAGAGUACCUAUCAGUCUCACAGAUUGAGAAAAAAAAAAAAAACAACAGCCAAUCGCUUGUUUCUGAUUUGGUUAAAGUUUACACAUCCAUGCAUUCCAAUCAAGAGCCAUACAAAUAGUUGCACAUACAUUAGAUCUAACCUUUAACGACAACAUAUUAACCAUUUCUUGUUUUGUAUAACCUGCAACUGGUAAAGUGAAUAAAAACUGAGUCACAAAGUCCAAGUUGCAAAUCUUAAGUGCUCUGAAUUAAGAGAUUAAUCCACAAUAUUUUCAAUCUUGUACAGUACAUUGAGCUUACUUUACAUUCAAACAAGCACCAGUGCCCCCAACUUGUUCCCUCUGUCGGUUGACUUUUACCAGUGCUCUUGCUUUCAUCCUUUUCCAUCCUUUUCUUACUCUUGCUGAAUGUAUUUGUGCAAAUCUGAAAUAGGGACGAAGGACUUUUCAGGGUCUUUUCUUGUGGGAGACAGAACUGCUGAUUUCUCGCUCACCUCUAACCCUUCAUCUGCUCGACCUCCCUCUGCUUCUUCAUCUGCUGCUUGGACUUGACAAGUUGGGGAUCUGAGUAUCACAGCUUCCUCUAAAACCUUGUGCUUUCUUCUCUCGUUUUUUUUUUUUAAAACACAAAAUCUUCUGCCUACCGUCUGCUAUGCGACCCAUCUCUGCCCGUCUCUUGUUUCUUCUCUUCUGUCUCUGUGUUUCUCCCUGUCUCUGAAGUCGACCCCAGAGAGCCCGAAGACCCCAGAGAGCCCUUGGGACCUUGAGUGAAUGACGGCCCAACUAACACGCCCUUUUGCACCCUCUCAUACAAGGACAUGGACGCAACCCCCCUCCCCACAAACAGAAGAACCUUUUUUCUUGGAGCGCAUUGCUCAGAGCAGAUCCUUACAGCAGCAAAAUAAUUUCACACACGCACAUAAUGAUGAACGCAAAAUGCAAGACGGACGUCACUGUCUUCUGCUGAGCCAUUUUUCUAUGUUCACACGAUGAAGAUUAGACUUAUGUUGUGAGGCCCAAUAAAAAAGAGGAUGGAAAGAGGUUUAAGAAGGAAGGAAGGAAAGGAAUCCAACCAAGCGGGACAGACUCAUACGGAGAGUUGAUGGAUAAAGAGGAUGAUCCUAAACAUCCAUUUUUAGAGCCAAAUGUUAAAAAUCAAAGCAAAAAAAAGUAAGAAAAAAAUCUUGCUCUUGCCAACUGUGUGGAAGGGUGGCCUCAGUACAAACACCUCCAUACCACAGAGCCUCAUCACCCUGGGCCUACAUGCGUAUAUUCAUCGCUUUCAAGUCUCUGAACUGAAGAUGCAGAUGUUUUGUGGCAGCGCACCAGCUCCGUGUUUUGCUCCGAAUCAAUCAGAUGUGAACCGAUGCCUUUAUUUAGAGAGAAGACUAUUUUGUAGUGAUUCAGACAACCUCUAAACAUUUGGGCUCAGUGGUCUCUGUGCCUCCCCUUUUCUCUCAGUGGAGACGAGGCGGGGGUGCGUUUAUUGUGAGUGCGUCCACUCUGAGGCACCUGGCCCGUUUAUUUCUUUCUUUAUUGAGGUUGACGUGGCGAGCGAGCACAAAGCGAGGCCUGGAAACAAAAAGGGGAGAACAUGUGGGCUGAUGUCGUGGAGUGAGCGUCCUUUCUUUGCCUGUGAAUUUGUAUAAUUUGUUUUUCCUGUAUGUUUGAGUGAGAAUUGUUAUAUAUUUUAAUGUUUAUUUUUUUGUGUGUAUGUGUGUGUGUUUAAUUGUUUUGCAUUGACCUCUGCUUUCACUUGUAUUGUUGCCAUUUCUUGUUUUUUUGUUUUUAACCUGGUGAUUUCCUCAUAACUGUUACUAUUAUUGUUACAUCGUAACUAUUGUUUCAUUAUUUUAUUGUAUUUUCAUUUGGCAACUUUGGAGGCAUGUUGUGCACUACAGAAAAAAAAUUAAUUAUAAAUCUAUAUGCAUACAUAUAUACAGGUAACAUGUAUAUAUAAGUGUAUGUACCAUGAUUGUAAAGUAUGAAUGUCUGCAGACCUAAAUGGGAUAUUUUUGUCAAUGAAGAACAAGAUAAAAUGUUACUGAGGUUUAGUUUUAAAAUGAAUAUUUUUCUAAAGGAACAAAAAAAAACUAUAAUAAAUCUAAAAUACUGCCCUGUCCCUCAACAUGAAGCACGAUGUCACUGCCUCUAUUAAUGUGUAUUUAUGUUUUAUAAACAAUAUAAAGCACUAUCCAAUUUACAUUAAAUGUAUGUUUAUAGUUAUGAUGUUAGAAGGUUGUGGUAACGCCUUUUUUUGUUUGUUUGUUUUUUUUCUGUGAGGUCUGUCCCAAAGCUACUGACACCUUAACGCCACUUGAUCCUUAGCAGACGCAAAAUGAGGAAAAACAGUAGUGUGAUUGAAUGUCUACACACAUAUUAAAAGUGUUCAGACUGCAACAUUAUGACUAAACUGUUUCAUUUAAGGUUAAAGUAUUUCAUGCCCAGUAUACAUUUCUGUCCAGUAUACACAUAUCACUCAAUAACAUUGUUAUUCCCUAACCGAAACAUGUGUUUGAAGGAUAACUUUAGCCUCGAUAUGAACAUAAUCAUGUCAAUCCAUUCUUGUAUUCUAGCAGUUAUUUUGUCAAAUUGAGAUUAACAUUUCUUGUGAUUGUAUUUGCUGGAUCAGAAGCUUUAUUUUCAAUAAAUAAACAUGUUUAUUCAAAAA